UUCUUUUGGCAGAUCACACCUACUACACCGAGGUUCAGGCCUCCCACUCGUCCCCUUGAGUGAAAACAAAUUGCAUUUUUAAAAGUUUUUUGCCGAUGCUGCAAGGAAAUGGCAGUCCUGUAAAUAUACCGGCUGGGGUGGACCUUGGCACUUGUCGCUGCGCCUGGUGAACAGAGAGCUAAGGUUUCCCAGAUGAAUGGCAGGCCCUGUGUGGGAACCCGGCCCGCCUUGGUCCACAGGGGACAGUCACAAGCAGCGGCUCAGAAUACUCCGUUGUUGGAAAAGCUCUGAUUGGGUGGAAAUCCUGGAGCCACGCUCCCGCGAGCGCAUGUAUGUGAAUUUGGCAUCCGGUGAGUGCGGCUGGGAUCCCCCUCAAGGCGUUCCUGUCCGCCAGGCAGACGGCAACCAGUGGUGGGAGCUGUUUGACGCCCACAGUGGCCGCUUCUACUACUACAACUCUACCGGCCGCCGCACAGUCUGGCAUCGACCCCAGGGAGCCGAUAUCGUGCCCCUCUCCCAACUCCAGGCCAUGAAGCGAUGCAAGGACGCCAAGCGGACUGGAGGCAGCAUGGAGAGGCACCACCAUGUCACCACGGGGAGUAUCGGCAGCGUGGGCAGCCAGGGGCGGUGCAGCCCUCUGCCCGAGCAGGAUGGCGACAACCCCGUCCCCAGAGCCCCGGAGACCGACGAGGAGACUUCCCACCCCGAGAUGGACCCAGCGGUGGACAGCCGAUCGCAGGGAGACGGAAGCAGCAACGAACUCAGAACAGACGGCAGCAAAGAGCCACAGAGAGAUGCUUCUCAAAGAUGGCAGCCCGCACCUGGUUCAAAGGCAGCCAUGUUGGUGAAGGUGAACAGCAUGAGCCGUAACCAGCCCAGUCCAGCCUUGCAGCAGCAGAACCCCCAGCACAGUGCGCACAUCAAAGCCAACACCUUCACCCUGCACCCAUCCAGCAACAAGCCCCAAGGAGGACACGUGAGCUCCGCCCAGGGAUAUAAAACUGCUCCCUCUGGCAAAAUGACAGCUGACACGCGUCAGGCCCACCACCUGAGAAAAGCCAGCAAUGGCAGCUUCUGUUUGGUGACAUCGGAAAGUGGCCACCCCAGUCCACUCCUUCACAGGUCACAGACAAGCACGCCGCGCCCCAUAUCUCCCCAGUAUGGUUUCACUGCUCCAAUCUACGAUGAUCCAGUUACAGAGUGUCCAAUUUAUGAUGAACCCCCAACAGACAUGGAGGUAGAGGGGGCGCACCUGUACAAUGGACCACCUCUGUCUCGCCUGACACCUACCCAUAGCCUCCAGAAGCCAAGACACCUCCAGCCCCCUGGUUCGUCUCAUCCAGGGACCAGGCACCGGAGGAAUCCUUCCUCCUCUGACUACAGCCCAGCUGGUCUGGAGUGCAUCAAGCACAUGGUGAAUGUGGACCCCAAACUGCUAUCAGGCUCUCCUGUACCCACGCGAACCCCUUCCCCUACGACCAGGCAGGACCCUGUCUUGACCCAGCCUCAGCCACAUCCCCAGCCCCAGGCCCACUCAUUGCCCCAGGCUCGAGGCCAGUUGAAAGACAGAGAGCCAGGCACCCCGGGCCCAAGCACACUGGACAAGAAGCAAAACUGGCGGGUCCUGGAGGCCACUGUGCAGCGUGCCAUGGAGGCACGACACAGCAGACAGAGCAGCCAGGCUUCACAGGACUUCCCCUCUUCGACACCGCAGGCCACAGCAAACUAUCAGGACUCUGGUUACUCCACUGGCCCCUCCCCAAGCCUGAGGAGAAAGAGCAGGAGGAGGGUAGGAGCCGGUGGCGGCACAGGGGGCAGGCCAGGGUCAGUCGGCAGCAGCGGGGAGCUGUGUGCCCUCAACGAGAGGCUGAUGGCUGAGAUGAGGGAAGUGGUGAGCCGCUCCAACACCAUGAGGGAAGUGAGAGCGGGGCUGGAUCCGGAGAUGGGGGAAAGGGUUGUCAUACCUCGAACGCGCUCCCCUGCAGACUCACUCAGGUGGUACGCAGCAGGAGGGGGGUCAGCAGGCAGGUGCGCGUCACGAGAGGACCUGGCUGGGGCUCCGCGGUCGCUGAAUAGGGCCAGUAACCAUGGCAACCCUUCCCUGACCCCUCUGGAAAUACCAGCGAGGCAAAAAAGGACAUACGAAAAGGUGGACACCCUGGACAUGAGUGUGAACAGCCAGGUCAGCCUUUCCUCACCGGACACCCCAGGGCCGCCCUCCCAGGCGGGCACCCUAGAGCUGCAGGCCCAGUUGGAAAGCCGAAAGAAAGGCAUGGUGGACGGCCGGACCGCUUCCCUGGGCCCCCACCGCCCUGCCAACCAUGACAACAGAGAGGGCGGUGAUGGGGCAGGAGGGAGAGCAGUAGGAUCCUUGUAUCCGCUCUCCUAUGCCACCCUGCGGCAGCCCCCACCUCCCGACAUGGGCAUGGAGGACUGGGCCAGCAAGCACCUCAACAUGCACACCCAAGGCCUGUUCCGUCGACGCGUCUCCAUCGCCAACAUGCUGUCGUGGAACCGCGGAUCCAUCAAAAAGCCCAUGCUCGUCACCAGCAACCGAGCGGUCAGGAAGGAGGCCUGCGAGAUGUUCAAGCUGGUGCAGGCCUUCAUGGGAGACAGGCCUUCGCGCCUGGACCGCCGCCACAGCGCCCUGCUCAUCGUUACCAAGUGCUGGGACAUGCCGGGGCUGAGGGACGAGCUGUACGUGCAGCUGGUGAGGCAGACCACGGGAAACGCCACCCCCAGAAGCCUGGCAGCGGGCUGGGAGCUGAUGGCGGUCAGCUUGGCCUUCUUUGCCCCCUCGCCCAAGUUCCGCUGCUACCUGGAGGGCUACAUCCAGAGACACACGGAGCCCACCAGCGACAAGAAAUGUGAGUCUCAGACUGAGCAAGAGGUGACUCUGUUCAUACUGGAACAACAGGAACUAAAGCUGAAGAAGAAUUCAAAGUCCAGAAAGAAGCGAAAACAGAACACAGAGGAGGAAGAGGGCCUGCCUGUCAGCACAUACGCCAAGUUCUGCCAUCGGAAACUGCUGAAGGUUGCCAUCACUGGCGGCAAAAAGGGUCUUCGCAAGCCCACGUUGGAGGAGAUCGACCACAGCAGGCGGGCCAUCGUCACCCCCUCCCUGUUCGGCAGUUCUCUGGAGGAGGUGAUGGAGAGGCAGAGUGAGCUCUUCCCGGACAGGAAACUGCCCUGGGUGCAGGUUCAGCUUUCCCAGUACGUCCUGGCUCUUGGCGGGGCUCAGACAGAGGGCAUCUUCAGAGUGCCCGGAGACAUCGACGAAGUGAACGCGCUGAAGCUCCAAGUCGACCAGUGGAGGAUCCCAGAGAAUCUCUCUGACCCCAAUGUUCCUGCCUCCUUGAUGAAGCUGUGGUAUCGGGAGCUGGAGGAGCCGCUCAUCCCCAUGAACUUCUACAAGCAGUGCGUCAGUAACUGCGACGACCCGGUGGCGGCCAUCGCUGUGGUGCAGUCGCUGCCAGAGCUCAACAGACUGGUGCUGUGCUACUUCAUCCACUUCCUGCAGGUGUUCGCUCAGCCGUCCAACGUGGCUGUAACCAAGAUGGACGUGAACAACCUGGCCAUGGUGAUGGCCCCCAACUGUCUCCGGUGUCAGUCCGACGACCCGCGGAUCAUCUUCGAGAACACGCGCAAGGAGAUGUCCUUCCUGAGGAUGCUCAUCGUCCACCUGGACACCAGCUUCGUUGAAGGGGUGGUGUAGCCGCUUUUAGAGCCUCCUCGGGGGCUGGAAUCGGCCCUCCAGCAUCUGCAGUUACACACAUUUACAAUCAUUGCACAAACACUAUCUCUGUUCAGAUCACACUGGAAACUCUCUGGGGGAGAUAUUACACCUCUUGCGACACAAGGGGUGUGAAAACAGUUUGGACUUUGGACCACUGUGCUCCCCUGCUUUGAUACUGAGAGACGCUACACAUCACCUUUAGGUGUCACUGUGUGUUUAUUAAUGCUAAAAUCCAAAGUGACAGCUUUAGAGGUGUUCACUCUGAUGACUACGGUUUUCUAACCGCUGCAUGUGAAAACAGAUGUACUCUCGAUUCUUACAGAAUGGGUAGUAUAACAGUCACAUUGGUCCACUGCGCUACGUCAAGUGAUAGUCUUACAAUAUUUACUUACAGAAGUGUGUGUGUGCGUGCGUGCGUGUGAUUGUCAGUGUGAACGAAAGACACAGCCUUCCUUUAUCGUGUACAGGAAAUUGAAAAUAUGAAAAAGUAAAAGAACUCUUGUAACGGUGUCUUCACUAAUGAGCUUGCCUGUUCUGUUUUGAGUUGUCGUGUGGAUAGCUGGUAGCUGUGUGGCCACAACUGUUCCGGCAAGAGCACAAGAGUGUUCAUUUCAAAGCACAGACAUGGCAGGAUGUGCUUAAAGCUCUUUGUAACGGAUGGCGGCGAUUUUCCGAGCGAAUAAAGUUGGAAGUGCUUUGAUUUUUACGACUCUCAACACUCAACUGAAGCCAGACAAGAGCGUUGUAAUUAGACUUGAUGUCGCAGAGAUGCGGGAGGCUGGUUAUUCAACCGAUAAUACUCUUUCUCUAUCAUAUAUAAAAAAGAUGUGUCUCAAUUGGAAUGGUGUUCUCUUUUGUUUGUGGUCUGUAUGUUGUUGUUUUUGGCUCAGGUCUCAUGAUUAAACGGGUGUUGGGUGUGAUAACUGUACACGACCUCCCUCACAAACUGAACAUUUGAUUCAUCUACCACCAACCCCACUGUACUGAGAAUGGAGCGUUGUUCAACUGUCAAGCACUAUGAGAAUGUAGAUUAAGCUCUUUGUGUCCCCUCUCAGGCUUCGGUCGAUGUAAAUAAAUUCAGCGUGUAAAUAGUAUUAACUCUCCUGAUGUGUAUUCUAAUGAUCCAGAUUAAGGGUGGAGUAAAAUGUUGCUGUAAAGAGCAAUAAAAAAAAUCACAUUUUUGUAAUUAACCGUUCAUUUUGUCUGCUGUAACAACCUGCCUUUUGAACAUAGGACUGAUUCAGACCACUUUCCAUGUAUGUGUAUGUGUGUUUGCAUAUACCUUGUUAAAAUAUGGAAUGACUCCAUAAUAAAGGUUUGUCCAAUUGUA
Molecule: messenger RNA, 5066 nt
Organism: Scophthalmus maximus (turbot)
Lineage: Eukaryota; Metazoa; Chordata; Actinopteri; Pleuronectiformes; Scophthalmidae
Gene: arhgap46a
Product: Rho GTPase activating protein 46a
Exons: 11
Coding region: 197-3715 (1172 amino acids)
Biological process (GO): signal transduction
Cellular component (GO): cytoskeleton; cytoplasm
Molecular function (GO): GTPase activator activity; protein binding
Source: RefSeq, a predicted model, not a curated record